AAAAAAACCAUUUUUUGUUAUGUUUGCGUUGUGGAGGAAAUUAGAAUUGGCAGAAACCGUAUAUUUUCGACCGUUGGCCAGCUACUCGUCAAGCAGUUUAAGCAGUUUCAACCAGAUUGAUGUGGUAAAAAAAAAUCCGGUCACAGUAAGUCAUGAGCCUGAAGUGCUUGAAACGAAAUUUAAAUCGGCCACACAUCCAUUGCAAAUAUUGAGUACAUUACCAUCAAAUCCAUCCGAUUAUCGAUCGAUGCCGGGUGAAACAGUCAUACGUGCCUUACAAACCAUAGCUGUGCUACAGAGAGCCAACAAAGACACCGUCAAAUGUGAUUUCAUUACAACGCAUCCGACGUUCGAGCAAUUGUGCCGUCGUUUAAAACGAUGCAGUACAAUGUUUACCUCUGACGAAUUGGUUAAAUCAUUUAAAUUCCUGUGUUCAUUGGGCGUUCCAACGAAUAGUGAAAUAUCAUUGGUGCUAUUGAAUUUGAUUCGACAUGAAAUCAACAAUUUGUCGGUGGAUAAAAUCAUUUACUUGGAUUAUGUACUGAGCCAAACGGAAUGCCGGUCAGAGCUACAGAAAACCAUUCAGUCAUCGCUGCCAAUCGUUUUUGAGCUUCAAGUUACACAACAAAUCGAUAAAGAGAAUAGUGUGCCCGAGUUAGUCAGUAUUCUGAAUUAUCUAACCAGCCACAAAGAUAUCGACAUCAAAAAUGAAAACAUGAAGAUAAUUUGCAAAAUUCUGUGCGAUAAACAUGAGGAAAUCAAAGCAGAAGAUGCCAUCAAUAUCAUUUACCAUUUGUGUACGAUCGGACGGUUUACUUUGCCAAACAGCAUCAAAUUGAUGGCCACAAGCAUACGACGGCUAAUGGAUCAAAUUUCAGACGUUGAUAUUAAUGAGUUACAAAAAGUCAUCAAUCGCCUUGUUGCAACCACAGUCAACCAUUUUUCACCAUUUCAAUUUCAUCUGCACAGCCUUCUAAAGAGCGCCGCCGAACGGAUUUCGCAAGAAGAUUUGGGAUUAGGAGCGGCUUUGGCGCUGCAGAAAACAAUUAAGAACAUUAGUUUCCAAAGCGCAGCAUUGUUGAAGUACAUGGGCGAUAAAAUGGUAUCAAAUGUUGAUAGCUGUCGAACGAUGAGCUCUUUCGAAGUGUUUACAAUCAUCCAGGCAUUUGCAAAUAAUUGUUACACACCCGAAAGUCCGGAAGGCACUGAUAUCUGGUCAGAUCGCAUUGUUCCGGCGAUUUUAGCCAAUGAAAAUCUGGCACACAUCCAAUUAAACAAUUAUGUUUGGUUGCCAUUCACAUUGCAACUUGUAGUCCUUGGUCAUUUUAAUCGGGAAUUGAUUUCACGCGUACUUGGCCCAUCAUAUUUGGAGGGUUAUUUGCGUCGAAAAGAUCUAUCUGCACAUGAUUUGUAUAAAAUUCUAGUUUUAUAUCAAACCGUAUCAAUGCAAACGAACAUCAAUCUCUCUGCGGUAGACAAAAAAGCGAUAUCGAGAGUCUGUAAGAGCUACAUCGAACAGCUACCAUCGUGUGAUAUUCAACUCGACCUGAUUGACCAUAUGGGAAGAACGAGUGUAUUGACAAAUGUCAGAACCAAAAAUAUGCACAUAAUCCAUACAUUAGUGAAAUUCAACAAGAAAACAGGCCAUAUCGAACCAUUCACCGGUGAAUUCACUCGCGAUGAAGAUGGUUUUGUCGCAUUGGAAGACGUUUCGUGCAACGACAAUGAAGUGCUCGUUUGCGUGGAUUCAUUGAAGCGUUAUCAUCUGCUAUCAAAUGUUAGUGCAAGGAAAUUCUUAUUCGGCGUGCGAGAUGUUAACGAGGAUUCAAAGAUAGGUACAUUUCGAUUACGACCAAAACAACUCGAACAAUUGGGCGUAGCUGUAUGUGAGAUCAACUAUCGAAGGUAUCGAGCACUUCGACUGAGACACAAAGCCAAAUAUCUUCAAGAAAGCAUCGCUAAACACGCACAGAAAAUAGAGCAAAGCUUAGAUUAAACAUUGCUGGUUGUAGAACUUUAUGAUGAUUUAAAUAAAAAAUGACGAACAGUUUAAAA
This is a messenger RNA of Sitodiplosis mosellana (orange wheat blossom midge), 2055 nucleotides long. RefSeq lists its product as uncharacterized. NCBI's taxonomy places the organism in Eukaryota, Metazoa, Arthropoda, Insecta, Diptera, Cecidomyiidae. The transcript is spliced from 4 exons. The record is from RefSeq and is a predicted model, not a curated record. The coding region runs from base 20 to 1996 and encodes 658 amino acids.